Callorhinchus milii (elephant shark) is the source of this 4787-nucleotide messenger RNA. It is a transcript of the gene edem1, whose product is annotated as ER degradation enhancer, mannosidase alpha-like 1. The coding region runs from base 1 to 1941 and encodes 646 amino acids. Gene Ontology annotation, molecular function: calcium ion binding; mannosyl-oligosaccharide 1,2-alpha-mannosidase activity. The record is from RefSeq and is a predicted model, not a curated record. The transcript is spliced from 12 exons. Gene Ontology annotation, cellular component: membrane; endoplasmic reticulum. Gene Ontology annotation, biological process: endoplasmic reticulum mannose trimming; carbohydrate metabolic process; mannose trimming involved in glycoprotein ERAD pathway. Lineage: Eukaryota; Metazoa; Chordata; Chondrichthyes; Chimaeriformes; Callorhinchidae.
AUGCAAUGGCGCUCGAUCGUGCUGGGCCUCCUGCUGCUUAGGCUGGGCCUGAACCUGACCGUCUGGCUGCUGUUGGGCUUUGGGCCCAGCCUGGGCUUCUACCAGAGCCUGGGGCUGGGUGAGGUACGGGAGGCCCGGGCCCGGGCCCCGGCCGAGGCCUCCUCAGGUAACAAGCCGUCGUGGUUCGACCAGAACUGGAGCCGCGCUCGGACGCGGAGAGGGUCGGCGGCGGCGGCGGUGUGUCAGCGGAGGCCCCCCACCCAGCCUCGGGCUCAGGCCGAGGAGCAGGCCCCGGGCCCCGGCUACAACUUCUUGGACGGCUCGAGCGAGUACGGCCGCAGGUACGGCUCGUUCCCCGAGCCGCAGCGCCGCCGCAUGAGGGAGGCCGCCCUCGACAUGUUCUACUUCGGCUACGAGAACUACAUGCGGCACGCCUUCCCCCAGGACGAGCUGAACCCCAUCGACUGCCAGGGCCGCGGGCCGGACCGCGACAACCCUUCAAACAUAAACAUUAACGAUGUCCUUGGAAACUAUUCUUUAACUCUGAUCGAUGCGCUUGAUACAUUAGCGGUUUUGGGCAAUGCUUCGGAGUUCAAGAGAGCAGUGAACCUGGUGAUAGCCACGGUUUCUUUUGAUAAAGAUUCAACUGUUCAAGUCUUUGAGGCAACGAUAAGGAUUUUGGGAAGCUUAUUAUCUGCCCACAUGAUCAUAACAGACCCCGUUCAGCCCUUUGGGAACAUGGUACCAGAGGGCUAUGACAAUGAGCUGCUUCACCUGGCACACGACCUGGCUGUCCGAUUGCUGCCUGCCUUUGAGAACACCAAAACUGGGAUUCCCCAUCCUCGGGUGAACCUAAAGAAAGGAGUGCCUUCGAAUUGCGUUAACGAGACCUGCACAGCUGGGGCGGGCUCUUUGCUGGUGGAGUUUGGGAUCUUGAGCCACCUCAUUGGGGAUUCCACGUUUGAGUGGGUAGCUCGGCGAGCUGUCAGGGCCCUGUGGAAUCUCCGAAGCAAUGAGACAGGACUCCUAGGGAACGUGGUAAACAUUCAAACCGGCGACUGGGUGGGGAAGCAGAGUGGAUUGGGAGCUGGCAUGGACUCUUUCUACGAGUAUCUUCUGAAAUCUUACAUACUUUUCGGGGACAGUGAAGACUUGGAGAUGUUUAACGCUGUGUAUGAAAGUAUUCAGAAUCACCUCAGGAGGGGUCGCGAAGCCUGCAACGAAGGAGAGGGCGAUCCCCCGCUGUACGUCAACGUUAACAUGUUUAACGGCGAAAUAAUGAACACGUGGAUUGAUUCACUACAAGCGUUUUUUCCUGGACUUCAGGUUUUAAUGGGUGAUGUAGAAGAUGCCAUUUGUCUUCAUGCCUUUUAUUAUGCCAUAUGGAAGCGCUUCGGGGCCCUUCCAGAGAGAUACAACUGGCAGCUUCAAGCACCUGAUGUGAUGUUUUACCCAUUGAGGCCUGAAUUAGUGGAAUCUACAUAUCUGCUGUAUCAGGCAACGAAAAACCCGUUCUACUUGCACGUUGGAAUGGACAUCCUGGAGAGUCUGGAGAAAUACACCAAAGUCAGAUGUGGUUACGCCACCCUUCAUCACGUAAUAGAGAAGUCAAAAGAAGACCGAAUGGAGAGCUUCUUUCUCAGCGAGACUUGUAAAUAUUUAUACUUGCUAUUUGAUGAAGACAACCCAUUGCACAGAUCUGGGAGCAAAUACAUAUUCACAACAGAGGGCCACAUUUUGCCAGUGAUUAAGCUGUUCAGAGAGAAGCCUUGGCAAGAUGUCUUUCCCAAGGAGGAAGAUACCUUCGCUAACUCUGAGGUGGACUACAGGCCUGCGAACUCGAGUAUCAAUUGCAGUCGGGUCUCUAGUGAGCGGAGGUUUGCGCUGCCUUUGAAAGGAAUUUACAUGCGGCAGAUUGACCAGAUGGUGGGACUCGUUUAAACGGACAUCUAUAAUGGCUCACACACACACAAGAGAAAAACGUACAGGGAUAUAACCUUCAGCUAUGCAAUUGCCUUUGUGUCUCAACGUGUUGAGGAUUAUUUAUUAGGGUUUGUACUCGCACCUGGAAAACUGAGGAAUCUUUCUGGCACAUUCUGCCACCCCUACCGUGUUUCAUGUUGCGUUUAACUUUCUGCUCCUGUGCAGAAAGAAGGAAACCUGUAACCUGAAGGUGGCAGGGUUACGCAAAAUGUCUUCUAUGAAGGCAAAGGAAUACUCGCAGGGGCUCCUUGCAAGGAUACAAAAUGUACCUCUCCAGUUCAACUUCCUAUUCCUUGUUUAAAUGCAUUACCGGACACUUGCUGUGUAGUUUGCCUUUAAUAUAUAGUAAUUUCAAAUAGCGGCAGAGCACGGCACAUUUAGAAUUUUUUUUUAAUGUAUAUUUGAAUAAGAACUAUUGAAAUCUGAAUUUUCUACCUGGAAAUGAGAACGGGUGGCGGGGUGAGGUGAGAGAAGAGGUGGUGAUGAGUUUGAGCACUUUAACCUGUGUGCUUUACUAUAUAUGAGACUGGACCAUGAGACACAUGAAACUGUCUUCCUUCGUGGCAACCCCUCUUCCACCUUCACCCACUCGCUCUCCUCUCUUGUCGAAUAUUUAAUGGAAAGAGAGUGUUGGCAGGAUGCUCGUGUAGAAAAAGAUAGAGCCGGUUUAAUCUGACACUAGAUGUGACAGGAAUACUUAAUAACCGCUGGACUAUGUGCCAAAAAAAUCAUUACCUGCUGGUGACCUCUAGUGUGUAGGCAUCCACAUAUUAUUUUUAUUAUUGAUAGCUUGUCCAGCGCGGACAGCUUGGGUCAUUUAAAAUGUCGUUGGCUGUACUUGUAGACGGCUGGGGCAGAUGUAACUGGGAGCGAGGAGGACCAGAAUGUCGCUGUGAAAUAUGCUUGUGCUUUAUGAUCAUGGAAUUGUGCCAUAUAUUGCCUGUGACUUCUGGUUUUGCCUCUUUCUUGUGGCCUCUCUUUGGCAGGUUGAUUCGUUUUGAUGCGAUGAAUGUGUUUUGCACAGAUAAAGGUGCUGGGAUGAGUGUUGGAGUGAGGUGGAAAGGGGCAAGGGAAGAAAUAAUUCUCCUCCACAUGUACCACCGCGGCUUGGAAGCCUAUUCUCAGACCUCCUCCUUAUUAAUGAUCGUCCAAACUGCUUUUCAUCAUUGAAACCAUCCCGUGUUGCUGUUCAGAUAUCACCAGUUUUUUUUGAAUGGGACGAAUUAGGUUUUCGCAGUCAAAUGAUUAAAUGAUUUUUUAAAAAUUCGGCGAGCUUCAGGGAUAGAACAACAUUAACAAAAACUUUAAGUUAAAGUGCUGAGUAAAUGUAAUUCUCUGUGUGUGAUCCAAACACAAGCUACAAAGUUAGAGACUAGUUCUCCUCGACCAAGCAAGAUAUUCGGACCAGCUUGGAACUUUGCUCGUAAACUCAUCACUCGUGCGAUGCGUGUUAUGAGACACGUGGAUACCAAACGGCCCCGGCUUUAGUCUGUUUUCCAAAUCCAUGGGCUUCCUGGUGAGCAGCUCCCAAGUCUUUUUUGCUUGCAUUACUUUGUGCCAUUGGCACUUUUUCUCCAAUCCAGAUCAGGCACCUGUGCAAAAUGGUGAAUGUUUCAGCUUUCGCCACUUUCACCAACGGCAGUGGAGUCGAUCGUUCACACUGUAUUAUCAUUUGGGCGUCUGUUCUGGCCAUCCAUUUUGGAUGGCCAAAGGGAGAGGAGGAAAACAUGAGAGUUUAGAAUUUAGAGCCUAGGUGUUUCCCUUACGUUGGCAGUGAUUGGGACUCGCCCAUGUGUGAAAUCAUGGCUCACCCGGUUUUAUACCACUUGGUGUUGUACCACUUCAAGAUUUUGUUUGUGUGGUUUCCCUUCAGCUUCCCUUUUCCUUCCUUCCCUUCGCCCGGGCCUGUUUCCUGUAAUUAUCCAGCGAAACCGAGCCACAAAUAAGGGAGAUGUAUCAGGUUGAAGUGCAUAACAUCUCUCUCCUAUCAAUGCAUUUUGUUGGUGGGACUAAGUGCUUAAUCACCUGAUUUAAAAUGCGGGGUCCUGGAUUAGUAUGUAGAGCACCAACCUCACUCCGAGCUAUUUAAGGCUUUCAGUCGAUCUUUUGUACCCCCCUCCCCCCUUAACACAAUACUAUUGCUGGAGUCUGUCUGUCUGAUCACUCACCUUGCUUUCACUUCCCCAACCAAGUCACGCCACACCAAUUCACCAUUUUUUUUUCCCCCCCCCUGUGCCCUACGUGAAUUUUUGUUGAAGUGGUUAAUGCCGUACUAUUGUCGGGGUGGGCUCCUGCUACAAGCCCACCCUUACUGUGCCCUUCCGCAGAGAGGAAUUGGGAGCCUGAACCACGAGAAAGAUUUGCGUAAGAAACCUAUCAUGUGUGCAGUGGAAAUGCCCAACACGAGCCUUAAUAUUCCCCCCAAAAAGUGUUGCGUUUUUCAGGUUUUGUGUCCCGACCACGCCUUCGAUAGGUAAAUCAAUCUGGGUUCCAUCGCAGAGGAUUUACAAGAGCACAGUGCGUUUUCCUUAUCUUGUGAAAUGUUGGCAAGAUAAACCCUCUUUUUUAAAAAAAAAACUAUUUUCUUACAGAUAAAAGUAUUUACUCAAUGCUGGAUGUUUAAUACUGUUAUACAGAACAAUACUCUUGCUGUCGAUGUUUACCAGAAUCAAUGUGCAAUACACUUUGUAUUAUAGAGAAAUUAACUAUAGGUUUUAUUUUCCUGGAAUAUACAAUGGUAUAAAGAGUUUUACAAAGGACCAAACCAAUGUUCUUUAUAAUAAAAAAUGCAGUGCCAAUCUUAA